This is a messenger RNA of Doryrhamphus excisus (bluestripe pipefish), 1088 nucleotides long. Lineage: Eukaryota; Metazoa; Chordata; Actinopteri; Syngnathiformes; Syngnathidae. The record is from RefSeq and is a predicted model, not a curated record.
CACAAAACAAUAACAUCUUCUAACUUGCAAUUUAAUUAUAACAUUAAUUAAUGUUUGUAAAAAAAAAAACUAGAUGUCGUUUGGGCAAAAAAGUGAGUACUGGCCUUAUUUGAUACUAAAAUGAUGUAGUUUCAGUUUGGCCUUUAGGGGCGCUGUGGAACAUUUGACUCUGCUUAAACACACAGAAGAAGACAAACAGGGAAGCAACUAUCUGGCGGGGAGAUUUGAGCGAAUAUUCCAAACGCCUAACUCGUCAGCCUUUUAACGAUGCCUCAAUGGGGCGUGUCUCCGUUCACGGUGACGUCAUCAGCCAGGCUGGUGUCCAAAUGUGUGUCCAGUGGUGCUAUCUCUCAGGAGGAACUAGGUUCUGCUUACUCACAGACAAGCUCCAUCUUCUCCUCUCAGCUGCAUGAAGCUGAGCAGCGAAUGAGAAUGGAGAAAGAAUUGGACCAGUUGGAACUGGAGGUAGAGCUGCUGAAGGUGGAGAAGAUAAGCGCCGACGUCACACAUCCGGCCUGCCUCGCUGCAAGGUUCCACACGCUGCAGACGUUCUGUGCCCAUCUCCAGGACGUCCUGAAGGAUCAGAACCGCUUGAAGCAGCGACUCAUGAAACCGCUGGGCCGCACUAACUUGCCAGUCCGGGCACACCUGCACAGGUUCCUGGUGGACGUGGUCAACAUGCUGCUGGACUUUGUGGAGAGGUUGGACGAGAAGACGAGCGCCGUCAGGAGACGUGCGGCCGUCACAGACGACGUGGCUCAGCUGAACUCCUCUCUGGAUCAGCUGUUCCUUCUAGUGGUGGAAGUGGAGACGCUAGCCUCUCAGCUUCUUCAGUGGAAGGAAGUCCACAGCAGCCUGAUGAGUGACAGCACCUGUUGACCCCAUGACCUCACCCCUCCUCCUUCAUGGAAAAUAAAAUACACGCAGUGUGAAGGCUGUCCAAAUUUGAUGCAUUGACGUCAGCCUCCCUGACUCUUCAGAUCCCAACAUUUUUUUGUAGGCUUCUAUCCAGCCCUGAACAAAAUGUCAUUCACAUUCCGGGGAGACGCUUAAGGAUUGAUUGGUAAGUGUUGGUGUGUUAGUCAGGG